CAACAAUCCAGUCAACAAAACAAAAUCUUCUAUUACUGUAGUUAGGAUUUAAAAAGAUAAGUCAAGAAGCUGCUUUGAAAAAAAAAAAUGUCAUGAACUGCAAGAUCAUUCAUGUCAAAACUCAAAUAUGUUUAAAAAACGGUAGGGACAGCAUUUUUUUCAAGUCCCAAAACAUGUCAGGACUCAUAAACAACUAAGUGAAAAUGUAUGUAAAGAAAAAAAAAACACAACAAAGCGAAGAACCACGGGAAGAAUCAAUAAAAGCAAACAAAAAGCCAAGGACCGUGUUAAGGCACAAGUCAAAAACUAGUCAAAAAGCAAAUUGAAAAACAAAACUGUGAAAACUAAGUCAAGAACAACAUCAGGAACCAGUCAUAAAACUGUUUAAGGCAGGAGUGUCAAACUCAUUUUUGUCACGGGCCACAUUGCAGUUAUGGUUUCCCUCAGAGGGCCGUUAUGACUGUGAAAUAAAUAUCUCUGACCGCCUAAUCAUAAUCAUAUCUAAUAAUAUUGCCACAUAAAAUUUAUGAAGUAGUUUUAGAAUCACAAAUCAAUGGAAUGGGUUUUUUCACUAUUGUUGAUGUUUGGCAACACAAAAAUGCUCACAAUAUCUCAAUUUUAUCAUUUAGGAUAUGACAAUGAGAAAUUUUGGUGCACAUUUUAGCAAAAAUCAUGGAAGUUGUUGCACAUGAUUUGCCUCCGUGGGCCACAUAAAAUCACGUGGCGGGCCGGAUCUGGCCCCGGGCCUUGAGUUUGACCCCUGAGCCAAAAAUCAUGUCACAAACAAAACUGCAAGAAAACAAGUCAGGAACCAAGUCAAAAAAAUUGAGGGAAAAUAGAAAAUAAGACUCAAUCAGCAAUUCAGUCAGGAAUCAAGUUAUGAACCACAAGAACCACGGGAAAAGAACCACGUCAAGAACAAAAAUAAAAGUAAACACAAGUCAUGAUCCAGUCUAAUUAAAUAGAAAAUAAAAACAUGCUUACAACAAAAUUAAACUGUCAAUAAGUUAAAACAAAGACAGUCAAGAAUCAUUCAAAACCCACAAAAAGAAACACAUAAAUGACCAAGGGGGAAAAAAAAGUCAAAAAUAAGUCAAGAAUCAAUUAAUUAAUCAAGAACCAUGUCAAAAAAUCAAAGUCAAGAAUCAGUCAAAAAAGAAACAAGAACCACAGAAAGGACAAAGUCCAGAGAAACAUCGAGAAGCAGUCAAAACAGAGCCAAAACCAUUCCAAGAACAAACUCAAUAAACAGUUAAGUCUUGUCAAAGACCACAUCGAUAACCCCCCCCCAAAAAAUAAAUAAAAAAAAAAAAAAAAAAAAAAAAAAAACAAGCCCAGAGAAACAACAUCUCAAGAGCCAUCCAUCUAUCCAUCCCUUCUGCAUACCGCUUAUCCUCAGUAGAGCCAAUCUCGGCUAUCGUUGGGCAGGAGGUAGGAUACACUCUGAUCUGAUCGUCGGCCAAUCGUAGGGCACAGAAACAAGCAACCAUUCGCAUCUACACCAAUUUACAGUCUUCCAUGAACCUAGCGUGGAUGGUUUUUGGGUUGUGGGAGUAAACUGGAGGAGAACAUACAAACUCCACACAACCAAGUCAGGAUUUGAACUCAGGUCCCCAGAACUGGUAUGUGCUCGCCGGUCGGUCACCAUGUCAGGAGCCAGUAAAGAAACUAAAAACAGAGUAUCGGUCUGGGACCAUUUGAAGACCUUUGUCAAAAAUACCACUCGAGAACCACGUUAAGAACCAAGUGUAAGAAAAAAGAAAAGACUACCAAAGGUCACCACAAUGGUUUAUCUUCUCUCCUUCCAGUAUGAACAACCUGAGCGAGGCCUUCAGUCGCGCUCCAAUCGAAGACAACCCCGAAGACGGCAGUGUAGUGAGCAACGACUUUUCCACGACGAUUGGCGCCCUCAUCCUGGGGCUGGUCUUCUUACUCGGGGUGCCCGGAAACCUCUUCAUCGUAUGGAGUAUCCUGGCGCGCGCCCGCCGUCACUCCGUCACCACGCUGCUCAUCCUCAACUUGGCGUGCGCCGACGGCUUCCUCAUGGCGCUCACCAUCUUCUUCAUCAUCUACCUGGCCAAGCAGACGUGGGUGUUCGGCACGGCCAUGUGCAAAGGCCUCUUCUACCUGUGCAACGUUAAUAUGUACGCCUCCAUCUUCCUCAUCACGUUGAUGAGCGUGCACCGGCUGGUGGUGGUGGUGCUGCCCCGCAGGACUUCGGCCCGGCUCACCAGAAAGGUGGUGCGCCGCGUCAUACUGGGCAUGUGGCUACUCGUGGCCGUAACCGCGUUGCCCUCGUUGGUGUUCCGGGACGUGCGGGAGGACAAAGACGACCGCAACAAGACGCGACACGUGUGCGCGCCCAAUCACACGCUGCCUCGAUAUGUGAGGUUUCAGUACUCCUUAGAGACGGUGUUUGGCUUCGUCCUGCCUUACGCCGUCAUCAUCACCAGCUACGUGCUCAUCCUGAGACGCCUGCGACAGACCAAGUUCCGCCGGAAGGUGCGCAGCGAAAAACUCAUCCUGGCCAUCGUGGUGAUGUUCUGCCUUUUCUGGCUGCCGUACCACGUGAUCAACAUGAUUCAGGUGGCAGCUGAGUGGUACCCUGAGGGAUCCCCGAGACGAGAAAUACUGGAGUACAUCUACAAGACUAGUCGUGCCGUCACUUCGGCCCUGGCCUUCAUCAGUAGCUGCGCCAACCCCGUCCUGUACACCUUCGCCGGCAAGUCCUAUAUCAAGAAGAACGGCUUGGCCUUCAUGGCGCGCCUCUUCGAGGGGACGUCGCUGGACCAGACGGCCACGAAGCGGUGCAAGGACGUGACGGUCAGCAACGUGGACUCCGCCACAGCCUCGUCGUCGACACCCAACGGACGGUGA
Molecule: messenger RNA, 2877 nt
Organism: Syngnathoides biaculeatus (alligator pipefish)
Lineage: Eukaryota; Metazoa; Chordata; Actinopteri; Syngnathiformes; Syngnathidae
Product: leukotriene B4 receptor 1-like
Exons: 4
Coding region: 1810-2877 (355 amino acids)
Biological process (GO): G protein-coupled receptor signaling pathway; immune response
Cellular component (GO): membrane
Molecular function (GO): G protein-coupled receptor activity
Source: RefSeq, a predicted model, not a curated record